This is a messenger RNA of Ruditapes philippinarum (Manila clam), 794 nucleotides long. RefSeq names its product ELMO domain-containing protein 3-like. The transcript has 2 exons. The record is from RefSeq and is a predicted model, not a curated record. Lineage: Eukaryota; Metazoa; Mollusca; Bivalvia; Venerida; Veneridae. Bases 30 to 344 code for a protein of 104 amino acids.
UUCUUUCUCUUUAUUUUUGAUUCAAGACAAUGAACCUUCUUUUUCUUAAAUGCUUUUUUUUUGUUUUAAGGGAAUGCAAUGGACGUCAUGAAGUUGUUCGUGUUGUCAAUGAUUUCUAUGCAGGCCUUUAUCUACAUUUAUACCAGAUUUGGAAAGGACAGGGUAAAACUAUAUCAGACUCAGGCUUUGUUAUCAAAGAUAUUGAAACGAAAGCAAAGAAAUCUCCAAGAGAUGUGUUCAGGAAGUUAGAUGAAUAUUUGAACAAGAAGACUGUUGUGACAGCAGAGAAGUCUAUUGACAUAGGGGGAGAAAACUUUGUCAAUGUCUGUGAUGACGGAAAAUGACAAUCCAUGUCAUAUUUACUGUUGAAAAUGUUUGUCAAUAGUUGGCAAUGACGUUUCUAUUCCACCUAGUAUACAGUUCUCUUAGGAAGGACCAUGGCAUUAAUGUUUGGUCAAUUAUCUAUCUUUGAAAGUUGUGAUGUUCAAAUUAAAUCAAAUUCAUGUCAAAGACAUUUCUUAGCUUCUGAAUAUCUGCUAUAUCAAAUAUCUAUAAUUAUACCAUGAUGAUUCAUGACAUUCAAAUGCCAUGUUGAAAUAUCUAAUAUUGUACACCAUGACAUAUCUGUCUUAUAGAAUAUCUGUCUUUGAACCAUAGCAUUUCUGCUAUGGUCAGCGAACAGCAUGGAUCCUGAUCAGACUGCGCGGAUGCGCAGGCUGGUCUGGAUCCAUGCUGGUCGCAAACGCACUAUGUUGGUUUUGUCAUGACGUGGCUCAUUUGUUAAAAAAAGUCAU